Lynx canadensis (Canada lynx) is the source of this 2359-nucleotide messenger RNA. RefSeq names its product peroxisomal biogenesis factor 11 beta (gene PEX11B). Gene Ontology annotation, cellular component: peroxisomal membrane. The record is from RefSeq and is a predicted model, not a curated record. The coding region runs from base 648 to 1514 and encodes 288 amino acids. Gene Ontology annotation, biological process: regulation of peroxisome size; peroxisome fission. The transcript is spliced from 3 exons. NCBI's taxonomy places the organism in Eukaryota, Metazoa, Chordata, Mammalia, Carnivora, Felidae.
AAUAGGAAUGGGGGUGGGGGCAGAAGAAGAUCCUCGUGAGGCGAGGUCCGUUCACACUACGGGGGUCACAAAAGGUCAGCUCGGGCUACGGGGGCCCGGACGGACAGCCAGGAGCAGAUCUGAGCGGGCCGUGAGAUGAUUCGUUUCUGCUCACCGGAAGGAUGGGGAAACUGAGGCACGAGUGGGCCAGCGGGGAGGCCGCGAAGGGUUGCCAUGUCCACAUAAGACCAACACUUUACUCACUGGGCGGUGGUGGCGUGAGGAGCAUUCGCCCCGCGACGGAGAGCCAGACUCUGCCCCCAGAGCUGAGUGGCUCUCGUUCCCUUGUCCCCUCACCCUGCUGUUAUCCGGGAACUCCUCUGCCUCCGCCCUGUCUUCCGGUCUCGAUUCAGCUAGAGGGCCUUGAAAUCUACCAGUUCACCUAUUCUGAAGAAUAAUCUGCUCUCCGUCUGCCCCCCACUCCCUUACGUAUCACAUACAUUCUCACACGGAUGUGCUUGUGAUGGAUCCCCUGCUGCCUUCAGAGUCCCUUUCAGACUUCAUCAUGGUCAAACCUCUUAUUUUCUCAACUCCAAGUGGUGUCCCUCAGCCCUUUCUAGUCUCCUUUUUAUCCUUAAGCUUUUCCCUUCCCCUGCCCUGGAGGAGAAAUGGUAAGAUACGGGCGUAUACAGGAGGACAGGGAAUGGUCUCAAACUGGGAAUAGGGAAGUCAUUACUUGCCUCUUGGAAGACUUUUUGAGGGGUAGGUUAGGGAGGUCUCUCUACCUUACGUUGCCUGGCCUCUCCUCCAGGGCGGCUCAGUAUGCCUGCUCCCUUCUUGGCCAUGCACUACAAAAACAUGGGGCCAGUCCUGAGUUACAGAAACAAAUUCGAGAACUGGAGAGUCAUCUGAGCCUAGGAAGAAAGCUUCUACGACUGGGUAACUCAGCAGAUGCCCUUGAGUCAGCCAAACGAGCUGUGCACUUAUCAGAUGUUGUCCUGAGAUUCUGCAUCACUGUUAGUCACCUCAAUCGAGCUUUGUACUUCGCCUGUGACAAUGUCCUGUGGGCUGGAAAAUCUGGACUAGCUCCCCGUGUGGAUCAGGAGAAGUGGGCCCAGCGUUCAUUCAGGUACUAUCUGUUUUCCCUCAUCAUGAACUUGAGCCGUGAUGCCUAUGAGAUUCGCCUACUGAUGGAACAAGAGUCUUCAGCUUGUAGCCGGCGACUGAAGGGGUCUGGAGGAGGAGCCCCAGGAGGAAUUGAAAAUGCAGGACCUGGGGGUCCAGGGACUCCAGGAGGAGGCUUGCCUCAUCUGGCUCUCAAGCUCCAGCUCCGAGUCCUACUCUUGGCUCGGAUCCUUCGAGGUCAUCCCCCACUUCUGCUGGAUGUGGUCAGAAAUGCCUGUGAUCUCUUCAUUCCACUGGACAAACUAGGCCUCUGGCGCUGUGGCCCUGGGAUUGUGGGGCUUUGUGGCCUUGUGUCCUCCAUUUUGUCUAUUCUUACCCUAAUCUGCCCUUGGCUAAGACUCAAGCCCUGAUAUUCUGGUACAAGAUAAGGAGGAGAUCUGAAUUGGUAAGAUGCAAUCUUAGAUCAUCCCCAGUAUACCAGUCUCAUUCUAAUUCUCCUCCUCAGUUAAAGUGAAAAUCCCAGGAUUCAGGGGUAAGAGAGAGGAGCUUUGGGAAAGGUGAGGUGAGGAGAGGUGACUUAUGAAGUCAACGGGGUGAUUCUGAUGUUCAGAUCUUCCGGAGUUUUUGUUUUUUCCUCCUCUGGUGCAAUGUCUGUGUCUCUCUUGACCCCUUUUACUUUGUCUCUUCUGAGUCUAUUUAAGAUUCCGUCUCUACAUCUUUUUCUUUUCUUUUUUUUUUUUUCUUUUUUUUUUUUUUUUUUUUUACCUUCUCCGUUUGCUGUCCUGGGCAUUUUAAGCAGCAGCAGAAUUACUCUUUUUUGGUAAGGGGAGGUAGAAGGUGUGGUCUGUGAGGUUCUAACUGCCUUCAUCUUUUUCCUCACAAAAGUGACUUGUAGCAGAUUUUAUCCCUUUCAAAUGCCACCAGAUCAUAAUUUUAAAGACUUUUGUCCCAGUGGACUCUCUCCUUACGCACCAGAGAUGGUGCAAUGGUUCUUCCUUCAUGUCUACCUCACCGGCCUCCCUCAUGACUUGGCCCUUCCCUCUGCUCACACCUGCAGAUUUCCACUUACACUUUUAUUUCAGGGCUUUGUUCCCUAGCCUGUUCCCACCCCUUCUUUGCCUAUCCAGAAUGAUGCUGUGUCUGGCAUCUUGCUGUAAAUACUGUACAGUGAUUCUGUGUAAAUAGCUGUGGCCUGUGCCCACAAUGGAGAGCAGGCCUUUCAGGUCAGCACAUUAAAGAUCAGUUUGCUUAUCGA